This is a messenger RNA of Phytophthora nicotianae INRA-310, 944 nucleotides long. RefSeq lists its product as hypothetical. NCBI's taxonomy places the organism in Eukaryota, Oomycota, Peronosporomycetes, Peronosporales, Peronosporaceae. The transcript has a single exon. Bases 36 to 926 code for a protein of 296 amino acids. The record is from RefSeq and is a predicted model, not a curated record.
GGCACCAAGCAGUUCUCCUCGAAAACCUUGCAAGAAUGUUCAACUCAAAAGUGUUCGCGCUGUCUGCUGCUGCAGUGGCAAUGGCUGCGGGGUCUUCCUCUGCCUUCCAGAUCGGCAGUCAAGGCCGCGUCAUGUGGAAGAACAACUGCGACUACUUAGGCAGCGACUUAUAUUCCGUCCCCGGCAUCCCCGACGUCUGCGGAGACAUAUGCGCCGACGACUCGAAGUGUACUCACUGGAGCUGGACAUACUUCAACGGCGGCACCUGUUGGCUCAAGAACGGCAAGACGGCCACCACCUCGACAUACUGGGGCGGAGGCUGCGGGUACGUCAUUGACCGCUUCACGCGCUCCAAAUCGGACUCGGCCAACCAAAACGCAGAGCAAAAUGCAGACCAGAAUGCAGACCAAAAUGCUGAGCAGAACGCCGACCAGAAUGCAGACCAAAACGCCGACCAGAAUGCCGACCAGGCAUCGCAAACUGGUCAGGCUUCCCAAGCUUCUGGAUCUACGUCUUACGACAACGGACUGACGAGUGCCGAGACGUCGGAAAUGCUUGCCUCCAUCAACUCGUACCGUGCUCAGUAUGGACUUGCCGCUUUGACCAUCGACGCUCGACUCGUGGCUGCUGCCUACGUCCACUCGAAGGACCAGGCAGCGCAGUGCACCAUGGCACACGAGGGAUCGGACGGCUCAGAUCCUUGGGACCGAAUGGAAGACCAGGGAUACGAAUGGACAGUUGCAGCUGAGAACGUCGCUGCCGGCCAGACCAGCGUCGAGGCCGUCAUGACGUCUUGGUGGAAUUCUGCAGGCCACCGAGCCAACAUCCUUAAGGACGAUGUGACCAACGUCGGCUUCGCUUUGGCUUCCAACAGCGCCUGUAGUGAGUACGCGACGUACUGGACGCAGGACUUCGGCGCUCAGUAAGCUGCAAUCGACUGGAAU